Messenger RNA from Pelmatolapia mariae (spotted tilapia), 4607 nucleotides. RefSeq names its product zinc finger protein 665-like. Lineage: Eukaryota; Metazoa; Chordata; Actinopteri; Cichliformes; Cichlidae. The record is from RefSeq and is a predicted model, not a curated record. The transcript has 6 exons. Bases 1710 to 3140 code for a protein of 476 amino acids.
UUAAGGAUAUAAAUGACGCUGGGAUUUCAGAUCAUUUUCCUAUUUCCUUUGAUAUUGGUUUAUCUGCCGCUGGACCGCAGUCUGGAGCUCUUUCUCGUCCGCUAUGUGUACUCAGCUCUGAAGCUGUGUCAAAGUUUGCUGUGUCUUUUUUAGAUUUGGCAUUUAUGAUUCCUGAAUGCUGCUCAGUUCGCUCAUCUGAUGGUUAUGCUCAUAUUUUGUUAUCUUUUUGCUGUUCUAUUCUUGAUUCUGUUGUUCCCAUCAAAAUGAAGCGCCCUAGAACCUACUCUCAUUGCUGGCUAAAUUAUACUACACCUGCUUUACAACGUGUUUGUUGCCGUGAUGAGAGGAGGUGGAAAAAAGUCACUAAUUAAAAAUCAACUGAAGCGAUACAGAGGGAAACCCAGCGGCGUCUUCGCCUUUCUCUCCACGUCUGAGCCCCGGUGCGCUAAGGAAAGAAAGGCAGCACAGUCACUAUUCUUUUAGGGAGUUGCUAUUCAGUAGAGGGGAUAAGUCAAAAGACUUACCCCGGGUGGGCAGAGCUCUCAACUCUGCCCGCUGCUUCCUUAUGACCGACCAAUCGACACCGGCCCGCUUCGCCGCCUCCAAUUCCUUUCAGACACAAGCUGGGCCUUCCGUUGCUAGAGCAGUCGGACUGCUCUGCGUCCUUGCUUGUCCGCACUCUAUCCUCCUGGCUCGCUUCCUGCCAAGCUCUCCCAGCCUCUCCACGGGCUUGCAGGCGCCGCUGCCUGACACUAUUCACUGCGCCAUCUCUGCCGCUCUGUCUCUGCCUCACUGCCUGUCAGUAGUCUGUAGGCCCUCUUAUUCACCUCUGUGCCCUUCCAGGUGUAUCGGAUUUGUGAUUGGAAGUGGGCGGAGUCUCUCCAGGGGAAGUUAAUAUGUUCAAUAAAACAUGCAACAUAAAUAAAACACUCCACAGAAAUAUAACCAAAACAUGCAAUACAGAAAAUAUAAAUAAAGACACUCCACACUGAAACACAGUAAAAAUACAAAAAAUAACUUCCAAAUAGAGUCAGUCCUUCCCUGGAUGACACAUGGUUAACCUGACAGUCACUGGUAAGCUGAGUGUGUGGAGUUAGUGUUGAUGAAGCUGUGUGUAAAUGGAUGAAAUGCUGUAGUUUGUCUCUGUGUUGAGGUGGAUCAGUGAUCCUGCAGAGUCCUGUCCUCCCUGUGAUGGAGGGAGAUGACGUCACUCUGCUCUGUAAAACAAAGACCACUCCCUCCAACCUCCCAGCUGCUUUCUAUAAAGAUGGCUCCCUCAUCAGGAAGCAGCCUACAGGUCACAUGACCAUCCAGCAUGUUUCCAGGUCUGAUGAAGGCCUCUACAAGUGUGACAUCAGCGGUCAUGGAGAGUCUCCAUCAGGGGCGAUUCUAGGGUUAGAGCUUUGGGGGUGCUGAGCACCCAGAGAGCAGCCCAGCCAGAUAAAGAAGAUGGAGACGAUGACAUCACCAGUGACACCACAAACAGUUAUGAUACAUCAUCAAAUCAACAACAACAUCCAUUCAAACGAACCAGAGAGACUGAUUCAGCUGUGAUCUACUCAGCAGUGAGAACUGAAGACGUCAGUUAUGGACAAACAACCAUCAGAACAAGGAGGCCCAGCUGAGUAACAGGAGGAGAAGAGUCUGGUGGUGCAGCAGAGGAACAAUUUCAGCCAUUUGGACUCAGCUCAGCCACUACAGAGGAAAGAAUGACUUCAACACAAAAGGACCAACAUGGAGCAAGAAGUCAGCGCUCUCAGGAGGCCGACAAACCUCACAGAAGAAAGGGAGAGAAAACCUACAGCUGUGAUGAGUGUGGGAAGGAUUUUACCCGGAAUGACAGCCUAAAAGCUCACCAAGUCAUCCACAGUGGAGUUAAACCUUACAACUGUGACUUAUGUGGGAAGGAUUUUACCCGGGCUCAAAGCCUAAAAAAACACCAAGUCAUCCACAGUGGAGUUAAACCUUACAGCUGUUACUUGUGUGGAAAGUCUUUUAACCGGGCUGAAAACUUAAAAACACACCAAGUCAUCCACAGUGGAGUUAAAGCGUACAGUUGUGACUUGUGUGGAAAGUCUUUUACCCUGGCUCAAAGCCUAAAAACACACCAAGUCAUCCACAGUGGAGUUAAACCUUACAGCUGUUACUUGUGUGGAAAGUCUUUUACCCAGGCUGAAAACUUAAAAACACACCAAGUCAUCCACAGUGGAGUUAAAGCGUACAGUUGUGACUUGUGUGGAAAGUCUUUUACCCUGGCUCAAAGCCUAAAAACACACCAAGUCAUCCACAGUGGAGUUAAACCUUACAGCUGUGACUUGUGUGGAAAGUCUUUUAACCGGGCUGAAAGCUUAAAAACACACCAAGUCAUCCACAGUGGAAUUAAAGCGUACAGUUGUGACUUGUGUGGAAAGUCUUUUACCCUGGCUCAAAGCCUAAAAACACACCAACUCAUCCACAGUGGAGUUAAAGCUUAUAGCUGUGACUUGUGUGGAAAGUCUUUUACCCUGGCUGGAGACUUAAAAAAACACCAACUCAUCCACAGUGGAGUUAAAGCGUACAGUUGUGACUUGUGUGGAAAGUCUUUUACCCAUGCUCAAAGCCUAAAAAUACACCAACUCAUCCACAGUGGAGUUAAAGCUUACACAUGUGACCUGUGUGGAAAGUCUUUUACCCUGGCUCAAAACCUAAAAACACACCAAGUCAUCCACAGUGGAGUUAAAGCUUACACCUGUGACUUGUGUGGAAAGUCUUUUGCCUGGGCUCAAAGCCUAAAAACACACCAAGUCAUCCACAGUGGAGUUAAAGCCUACAGCUGUGAGUUGUGUGGAAAGUCUUUUACUGUGGCUCAAAACCUAAAAACUCACCAAGUCAUCCACAGUGGAGUUAAACCUUACAGCUGUGGGUUGUGUGGAAAGUCUUUUGCCCGGGCUCAAAGCCUAAAAACACACCAAGUCAUCCACAGUGGAGUUAAAGCCUACAGCUGUGACCUGUGUGGAAAGUCUUUUACCCUGGCUCAAAACCUAAAAACUCACCAAGUCAUCCACAGUGGAGUUAAACCUUACAGCUGUGGGUUGUGUGGAAAGUCUUUUAACCAGGCUGCACAGUUAAAAAAACACCAACUCAUCCACACCAGAAAGUAACUCUACUAGUGCAGUUACUGUGAGAAGUGGAGCAAAGCACAUGGAUCCAGUUCUCAACCCUGUCGUCACUGUGGUGGUGGGAAAGAGUUUCUCUGUGACCUUUGUGGAAAAACUUCAUUCAUCAACGGGACCAAAAAAACACAUCAACGUAGCCACACUGGAGACAAAAUGAACUACUGCAAAGAAUGUGGGAGAGGCUUCCACACGCCAAGUACAUUAAAAAUACACGAACUCUUCUACAGUGGGGUCAAAAAGCACAUCUGUGACCAGUGUGGGUCAUCCUUCACCACUGGACAUGAGCUCAAUGAAAAAGCAUAAGCGAAUCCACACAGAAUAGACACCAUACAAGUGCAGACACUGUGACAAAAGCUCACAAUCAGGUCAUCGUAACAAACAUGAACGUACACACAUGGAAGUGAACUUCACCUGUGACCAGUGUGACAAGAGCUUCAGGAAUCUCAGUUCAUACUCCGAACACAAACGAUCCCACACUGUAAAUAAACUGUUUCACUGUUACCAAUGUGCAAAAACAUUCACUUCAUUAUCUGCUCUGUGCAAACAUCAGCCUGAUCAUGCAGGACUGAAAUCACUGGAUCACAAUGAAUCUGAAGAGAGAGAAAGAUCCUCUUCUGGUUUCAGGUCAGACUUAAAAACCUUGAGAUCAGGCUCCACAGGGUUCAAAUGGAAUCUCCUGUAAAGAGUGUCAGCUGAUGUCACACUUGGAUCUGAUGAGGUAGCUCUGAUUUCUGGAGCUGCAGUGAAUAAUCCUGAAUGUUACAUUUAGGAAGCUGCAUGUAUAGAUAUGCAUAUCAAGUUUAUGUUUUUUCCUUUGAGGGAUUUGAAUUCUCUAAAAUGUUAUCCCUGUUACAUUUUAUUCUUUGUUCCCUUAGGACACAGUAGUGUUUAGUAGUUGUAUUCGUGUUAUGUGUUACCUAAGUUAAAUUUCAAUCCUUCAUUCAUAUUUAAACUUUUGCUGUGGUAAUCCCUUCUCUUAAAUCAUUUUCUCCCAAAACUGCAAAUAUUUUCACAGCAGUUGCUCUUAAAACUUCCCAAAUGAACUACAUCUGUCCACCAGCUUUGAAACAACACCUGCUGUGACUUUAUGUCCAGAAAAAAGAAACUCAAGCUAAACUGGUUUUGGGCUGUACUUCCAUAUAAUGCCAGUUUGUACCAGAAGAUGAAGCAGUGAGUCAGUGUAACCUUUAUUUAAUUAGGCAAAGAACACAUUCGUAUUCACAGUGGCAGCAAAGAAAUGUUGAAAGGUAAAAACAGCAGCACACAUCAGGACCAUUUUAAAGAUCACAGGUGACUUUUACUUAAUUCAAAUUCCUUCAAAUUUUGGCUCCUCCUUUCACUUUAGUGUAUUUACUGUAUCCUUGAAGUCCACGUGUUGUUUUUUAAUGAAUUCAUUUUGAUCCACAUGUUCUGCAGCUGUUUUCCUGUUGAUUUGAAGUUUGUAUUAUGAAA